CUGGGCCAAAAGUUAUUGGCCCAUUUUCCGCACUAGCUCCAAAUAGGGCUUUUCUGUAUGGAGCUAGGAUUAGGGUUUCAUUGUCCUGAGUAGCGUUGAGGUGUCCUUUUAGUUCCUCCGCCCCUAAACCUUACGUCACCGGUUCUUUUUUUUUUUUUUUUUGCCCCCUCUUCUUUCCGUCGGCAUGGCAACGACGACGAUCCGCGGUGAUCGUUACGUAGAACAAGAUGAAGAAACCGACAGACUUAGCAAUCUUUCCGACGACAUUCUGCAACACCUGCUCUCCUUUCUCGACGACACAAAAUUCACGGUUCAAACCAGCCUUCUCUCCCGACGAUGGAGACACUUGUGGAAAGACGUCCCUGCCCUCCACUUCCGCAGGAAUUCCUUUCAUACGGGGGAUCAAUUCCAAACGUUCCAGCGCAACGUCCUGUCCCUCCGCUCCGGUCGAACCGGCCACCGUGACCAGGUUUUACGAGUCUUGUCCUUCCGCCAAUGCUAUGGUGAAACUGACGAGAUCUACGGCAUGGUCGCGUCCGUCACUACACGUCACGAAUCUCUCGCCACUCUCCAGUUUUUCUGGUGCGCUUGGAUCGAUCUCGGGGGGAUCGCCGCAUGCCGGUUCGGCGCGGCGCUGACCACUUUGGAACUGCGUGGGUGCAGUCUGGUUUUCCGCGACGGCGACGAUCCUUUCGCCGACCUUCCCCUGUUGGAAUGCUUGAAGAUAAUCAGCUGCGUAUCGACCUCGCGGGCCGUGAAAGUAUCGGGGCUCCGGUUACUGAGCCUGCAGAUCGACAACGCCGACGGUUUCGGGAUCGGCGAAUUGUUGGCUCCAAGGCUCGAGUCGUUCUAUUUCUCGAGCUGCGUGAAUCGUUUGCUUGAACUCCGCCCGUUGAAUCUUCCUUCCCUUGGUCGCGCCAGUGUCCUCCUGAGGCUCAUGUGUGGGCUCUCGGACGAGCAGACUCGUGCGGUUAUGAGUUUACUGCGUGGUUUGUGUAACGCAAAGUCUCUCCACUUAUGUUUCGAAGAUAUGUUUCGGAGGUCGGAAAUCUCUUCCUUAAUUAACAUGAUAAAACCGAUGAUCGACGAGCAACUCUCUCAAUUUACGAGGCUGGAGACUUCGAGGAUUCGAUGUUCUUGACUCGGCUCUCUUGGCAGAAGUUCGAUAGAUUUAUGGCAAUGGCAUCAACCUUUAGUAGAUUGGAUAGUGGAGCAUUUUUUUUGUUUGUUUGUUUGGGAUAAGACAUUUUGAAACAAUAAAGGAAUACAUGAGCCUUUACAUAACAGAAAUACUCUAGAUUGGAUCAUAUUGAAUAAAAUGUGGUGCAUGAUUGUGUUUUGGUUAUUAUUUUUUCAGUCAUUUGUAUUACGAUCGUAUUUAACUCGAUUUAUGUCAUAUCAUAGAUCGCUCCUAACAAAAAGUUAGAUUGAAU
Messenger RNA from Linum trigynum, 1433 nucleotides. Lineage: Eukaryota; Viridiplantae; Streptophyta; Magnoliopsida; Malpighiales; Linaceae. The record is from the annotation of a GenBank genome assembly.